AUGCCGCCGCCUGCAAAGCUCCCAACACGCAAGCUGGGCAGAAAUGGCUCCGAUAUCACGGCCGUCGGCUUCGGCCUGAUGGGACUGAGCACGGCAUACGGUUCUGUUGGCCCAGACGAAGACCGCCUCAAGGUCCUCGACCGCGCCUGGGAGCUGGGCUGCACCAACUGGGACUCGGCCGACAUGUACGCAGACAGCGAGGACCUGCUUGGCAAGUGGUUCACACUGCAUCCGGAGCGCCGCGCCGGCAUCUUUUUGGCCACCAAGUUCGGUCUACGGCCGGGCAUCAAGGAGGACGGCAGCCCGGGACUCCUCAUUGACAGCUCGCCCGAGUACUGCCGUCAGCAGUGCGAGAGAAGCCUCCAGCGUCUUGGGGUUGACUAUAUUGACUUGUAUUAUGUUCAUCGGGUGGACGGGAAGACGCCUGUUGAGAAGACCAUGGCUGAGCUGGUCAGGUUGAAACAGGAAGGAAAGAUCCGGCACAUUGGCAUUUCCGCGUCGUCUGCCGAUACCCUCCGUCGCGCCUGUGCCGUGCACCAGGUUGAUGCAUUCCAGGUCGAGUUCAGUCCAUGGGCGCUCGAGAUUGAGGGGCCUGACUGGGGAUUCCUCCUGCAGACGUGUCGGGAGCUGGGGGUUUCUGUCUUUUCCUAUUCGCCGCUCGGCCGGGGCAUCAUGACGGGGCAGAUCAAGUCGCCUGAUGAUUUUGAGCCGGGAGAUCUGCGGCGCCUGUUCCCUCGCUUCAGCAAGGAGAAUUUUCCCAAGAAUCUGGAUCUUGUUGAAAGGUUCAAGAGCUUGGCUGCCAAGAAGGGCUGCACCCCAGGACAGUUGACCAUCGCUUGGUUGAUGGCCCAGGGGGAGGACAUCUUCCCGAUUCCGGGAACUAAGAAUAUCAAGUAUCUUGAGGAAAACAUCGGGGCUGUGCGCGUUCAGGUCUCAAAGGAGGAAGAGCAGGAGAUUAGGAAGUGGAUUGAUGAAAUUGGCUUUGCUGGCAUGAGAGUGCCUCCUGGGCUGUUGGACGAGUUCAAUGAUACACCGCCGCUGUAG
Molecule: messenger RNA, 1044 nt
Organism: Canariomyces notabilis
Lineage: Eukaryota; Fungi; Ascomycota; Sordariomycetes; Sordariales; Chaetomiaceae
Product: Aldo/keto reductase
Exons: 3
Coding region: 1-1044 (347 amino acids)
Cellular component (GO): cytoplasm
Source: RefSeq, a predicted model, not a curated record